AUGGCGCGCGUGCUGAUGCUCAUGUCGCACUCGCACGCCCAGGACCAGGCGUUGCCACUGCCGGUCGUCGUCGCCGGCGGGCGCGACGGCGAGCGGGAGGCGCCGGAGCGGGUGUUCGUGUGCAAGACGUGCAACCGCGUGUUCCCGUCUUUCCAGGCGCUGGGGGGCCACCGCGCCAGCCACAAGAAGCCACGGCUAGACGGGGACGGCGACCCCUCGCUCGCCAAGCCCAAGUUGCACGGCUGCUCCAUCUGCGGCCUCGAGUUCGCCAUCGGCCAGGCCCUCGGCGGCCACAUGAGGCGCCACCGCGCCAUGACCGGCGGCAUGCCCAUCAUGCCGGUGGUGCCGCCGGCGACGACGACGAGGAUGGUCGUCGACAAGAAGCCGGACGGCGACGUCGUCGGCUUCAUCCACCACGACCACGGCCACGGUGGCGUCAAGCACGGCGGGCUGUGGCUCGACCUCAACCACCCGCCGUGCGACGACGACGGCUGCGACGCCGAGGUGGGGUGCGGCCACAUUAAUGCCGCCGCCGCCGCCGGGAUCACGUUCCAUCAGUUCCUCGACACUGCCACCAUGGCCGUCGACUGCCUUGGCUACUAG
Miscanthus lutarioriparius is the source of this 603-nucleotide messenger RNA. Lineage: Eukaryota; Viridiplantae; Streptophyta; Magnoliopsida; Poales; Poaceae. The record is from the annotation of a GenBank genome assembly.